AUGAAUAUCCGAUUGAAAAACCCAGAAACUAGAGAUACCUCGUCAUUCGGCUACUUCUUCUCCACAGAUGUGCUCCUCCUGCAGUUCAUUGGUGCCUCUUCCAUCGUUGACAUAUUCAAGGAUUCACCACGACAAGAGCGAUGGUGGGAAGUCAUUGCCUUCAUCUUCGGCAUCACCAUUCCGAGUUUUGUGCUGUUCUGUGAAUUCGUGAGUGUAUAUUUGGCAGCUCAGAAGGAUCUCAAUUACAUGGUUGAAGCCUUAACAGCGACCUUCUCAGGUCUGCUGAGCAUCAUGAAAGGGAUACGACUGUGGACUCACAGAGUUGAGAUUUAUAAUCUUUUGCAUGAUCUGUCGAAAUUGUGGGAGUCAGCAAGACAGAAUGACCUCGUAACGUUGGACAUGAUUAAAACGGCUGAAAGAACCAAACUCAUUCGGUUCUAUUACUGCUGCGUUGUUAUUAUCCUUGCGUUAUCUUAUUGCCUCCGUCCGUACAUAUUACUCAUCAGUCACUGCUUACGCAACACCAACGAAACCUACGAUUUCUCUAUAUCGAUUUAUCCCGCGACUUAUCCGUUCUUCUACGGAGAAUACACACGGUAUCUGAUUUGUCUCGGUUAUGAAGUAAUCGUUAUGAUUUGCGUUAUAUCUUAUUGGAUUACGUGUGAUGGUCUCUUCGCUCAAAUUACAAUGCAUCUGUCGUUGCAAUUUGAAAUAUUGGCUGAGGAGCUGGCGCGAAUCGGUAGGAUCGAAACGAGUCAAGUCAAGGAUGAUGACGAUGCUAGGAGGCUAGCUGCUCUUGCUGAAAGACACAGUGAUAUGUUUUCACAUUGCUUUGUAGCUGAGGAGUUCUUCAAUCCGAUAAUAUUUCUAACUGUUUUGAUUAAUGGGGCUCAUUGUUGCUUCUGUGUGUACAGCUUGGAGAAGGAAAUAUCAAACGGAAAUUUAAACGAGAUAAUGAAGAAUCUUUUUCACACAAUGGCGCUUUCCGGACAAACAGUGGUAUAUUGUGGUUACGCUGAUCGUCUGACUUAUCAGAGUGCAAAAAUCAGUGACGCUAUUUAUAAUUCCCAUUGGAUGGAUAAGAGUAAAAAAUUCAAGUUGACAUUACUGACAAUGCUGAUGCGUGCACAGAAGGAAUAUGUGUACACAUCGUAUGGUCUCAUUACCCUCAAUCUCCAGCGAGUAACAACGAUCGCCAACGCUGCUAUGAGGUACUUCACCCUCUUACGAAGCAUGCCGUAGCAUCAUUCGAUUGAACGACCUUCAUUACUCUUACAAUCCAUCGUAUGAUGAAAGGAAUGAUCAAUUUGCCCCGCCAACAGCACUGAUUAACCCGAAUGAGAAAUUCCAUCGAGAUAAUCGACUAAUUAUUUACAGCCACUUUGAUUGACCUUUCCUUUUGAUUACUGAUACAUAACUACAAAAGAACGUUAUGUCUUCAAUCAUCACGAAGAUGCAUUCUCAUAUUCUUGGAACAAUUACCCGAGUGCGCAGAUUGUUUUA
This is a messenger RNA of Fopius arisanus, 1503 nucleotides long. RefSeq names its product odorant receptor 82a-like. The coding region runs from base 1 to 1242 and encodes 413 amino acids. Gene Ontology annotation, biological process: detection of chemical stimulus involved in sensory perception of smell; sensory perception of smell. Gene Ontology annotation, molecular function: olfactory receptor activity; odorant binding. The record is from RefSeq and is a predicted model, not a curated record. NCBI's taxonomy places the organism in Eukaryota, Metazoa, Arthropoda, Insecta, Hymenoptera, Braconidae. Gene Ontology annotation, cellular component: plasma membrane. The transcript has 8 exons.